AUGUCGAUCGCUUCUCUUCUCAAUCCGGCUGAGGAGGAGGAGACGGCGCAUGCGGAGCUGACCGAUGCCGAAAUCAUCAAGCUUGUUGAGGAUCCGUAUGGGGAGGAGGAAGGUGCUGCUGAGGCGGAGGAGGAGGUGGAAAAGCAUUCGAAGGCUGAAAAGCUUGCCAGUCUUAGUCUAUCCAUCGCCCUUCUCGACCUUUCUCAGGAGUCCCAUCGUAUAGCUCACCGGACCCUUCGUCAUGUCCAAGCUGAUCUCCGUAGUGCGAGCACCACUCAGGCCACACUUGGUUCCUGGCUGAAGUAG
Peronospora matthiolae is the source of this 306-nucleotide messenger RNA. Lineage: Eukaryota; Oomycota; Peronosporomycetes; Peronosporales; Peronosporaceae. The record is from the annotation of a GenBank genome assembly.